This is a messenger RNA of Aspergillus costaricaensis CBS 115574, 792 nucleotides long. RefSeq names its product putative EF-hand calcium-binding domain protein. Bases 1 to 792 code for a protein of 263 amino acids. The record is from RefSeq and is a predicted model, not a curated record. The transcript has 2 exons. NCBI's taxonomy places the organism in Eukaryota, Fungi, Ascomycota, Eurotiomycetes, Eurotiales, Aspergillaceae. Gene Ontology annotation, cellular component: nucleus; cytoplasm.
AUGCCCCGGAUACUCUGCCUCCACGGCAAAGGCACCAGUGGUGCCAUCUUCAAGUCUCAAACGUCUGCGCUGCGCGCUCGAUUAUCUGACCUACAAAUCGACUUUGAAUUUGUCGAUGGGUUUUACUCCUCCGAUCCAGCUCCAGGGAUCGACCUCUUCUACCCACCCCCUUACUACUCCUUCUGGGAGCAAGACAAUAUCGAAGCCGUCUUCCACAGUCGCGACUGGCUCGUGAACUACCUAAGAACCAAUGGCCCGUACGAUGCCCUCAUGAUGUUUUCGCAGGGAUGCGCUGUCGGAUCAUCCACCGCCCUUCUUCAUUUGCUCGAAGAGCCAAAUCAGCCCUUGCCCUUCAAAGCUGCCAUCUUUAUCUGUGCGGGAGUGCCACUACGCGUGUUGGAAAAGGUGGGGUAUAAGAUUGCCCCCGAGGUCUGGGACAAGGACAUUGUGACUCGGAAGGCACUGGCAGCGCAGGCGGACUCCUCGGCGAUCUUGUCGCAGGGCUCGAUGCGUUGGCAGGGGGAGAAGGGGAUUAGUGCGUCUGAAGCGGAUAUCCGGAAGGAAAUUGCGCCUUCAAAUGUCCAGAUCGACAUCCCGACGGUGCAUAUAUACGGUGAUAAGGAUCCGCGAUGGUCAGCUGGCAUUCAGUUAUCCCAAGCGUGUAAUGCAACCAAGAGGAGGAUGUAUAAUCAUGGCGGAGGACACGAAGUCCCUCGUACGAACGAGGUGACUACCGGUAUGGCCGAGCUGGUGAGAUGGGCACUGCGUGAGGCCGCGGUGAUUGAUGAGUAA